Molecule: messenger RNA, 3035 nt
Organism: Mugil cephalus (flathead mullet)
Lineage: Eukaryota; Metazoa; Chordata; Actinopteri; Mugiliformes; Mugilidae
Gene: ky
Product: kyphoscoliosis peptidase
Exons: 7
Coding region: 115-2631 (838 amino acids)
Source: RefSeq, a predicted model, not a curated record
CCCCCUGCAACUGGGGACCACUGAGAACACACAGUGGAAACAUCCCUGUCGACACUCCAGCCGACAUCCAGCAGACAUUUUAAAUCGCCUCAGGAACGCCAUGCAUCCAGUAUAAUGUCAGCGGAAGUCGCGAUCCAGAAGUUCUCCUUCCCGUUCGCCUCUGCUGCGCGCCUUUCUCAGCAAGAUGAGGUCCCUCAGAAAGGAUGCAAUCAGGUGAAAGCCUCAGAGUUUCAGGAGCUUAAAAAGAACCCGACCUUAAUCGCACCGAGCCCCGCUGCCGUUAUAGGUGCUCUGGUGCAUAACGAGAAGCAGCAGGCUCAGGAGAGUCCGGAGCGUCCUCCUGGGGUGGCGGCUGCACAGGUCCUGGUGCGCGCCGAGGCCUCGCAGAGCGCCGUGGUCUCCAGGCGAACCGUGUUCGAGAAACUCAGCGUGGAGAGCGAGGAUCAACGUCCCGCGACAAAGAGGCAGCUGUCCUCCGAGAGUGCGGCUCGGACCAUCACGGCAGUGAAGAAGAGCGCAGUGAGGAAAGAGGCGGAUGAACAAAGACAGCUGCAGCAGAAACAAUCGGGGAAGAGGGUGACGCCGUGCGCCGCUGUGGUGGGGAAGAGGAAGCGGCGAAAGGACCUCUUCGCCAACUCAGAGGUCUUCCACAGGGUGGACUCGCAUGUCAUCAGGGCUGGGGCGGAGUUGAAGGAAAAGCGAGUGUACGACGUGAAGACGAUAGUACAAAGCAUCACGCAGGGAGCCAGGAAUGAGCUGGAGAAACUUCGCGCCGUCUGGCUCUGGCUGUGCCACAACAUCGAGUACGACGUGAGCGGUUACCUCGGCCGCUCUGAGAAGCUGAGCUCCACAGAGGAGGUGAUAGCCGCCGGUCGGGGAGUUUGCUGCGGCUACUCCAACCUUUGUAUGGAGAUGUGCAGAGAGGUGGGCAUCGAGUGCCAGGAAGUGCCAGGCCACAGUAAGGGCAUCGGGUACCGUCAGGGCCAGAGUCUCAAGCACGUGAAAUCCGAUCACCUGUGGAAUGCUGUGCUUCUGGGGCGACAGUGGUUCCUACUGGACGCUUGUUGGGGAGCAGGGCGAGUGGACAUGGGACAUGAAAGCUUUGUCAAAAGGUUGGACGAUUUCUAUUUCCUGACGGACCCCGAAGAGUUCAUCGAUUCGCACUUCCCCGAUGAGGAGAAGUGGCAGCUCCUGGACGCCCCCAUCUCCCUGGAGGAGUUUGAGAGGAGGGUCUUCAAGACGUCAGCCUUCUUCACCCUGGGGCUCAGUCUGAUUCAGCCUCACCAGUUUCAUAUUGUCACAGAUGACGGCGAGGCAAACGCGUCCCUCGGCUUCUCCAGGCCAACGACUUUUACCUAUGAGAUCACGCAUCACCAGGACCUCCUCCACAGUGGCGCCUCAGAGCAAAAGGAAUCCAGCAGCUCUUCCUUCGGCCUCCUGACAGUUUCCCAUCGGAGCAUGAAGCUGCAGCUGCUGCCUCCUGCAAGAGGAACGUACGACGUGAAGGUGUUUGCCAGACCUGAAGCUGCUACCACACCUCUGGUCUGGGUGUGCUCCUUCACCGUUGAGUGUCCAACCCCCAGGGCCCUGGAGGAGAUCCCAGACAACCCCUUCCUGUCUUGGGGGCUUCAGCCUGUUGCGGGAUCGCUGGGAGUUGCAGGCAGCAGUCAGGGCAGCGAGGUCGCUGAAGUGAAAGAAGGCGUCUUUGACUUGUUCCUGAAAACCUCCAGGCCUCUGAUGGUGCUCUGUGAACUGGUCCAUCCAGACAUGGAUGCGGCUGUAGCCAAGCGCUGCCUGGUUACCCAGAUUCAGCCGGACGUCCUGACCUGCCACGUCCUGUGUCCCAUGCACGGCUUCUACCGGCUGUCGGUGUUCGUGCGGGACUACGAGAAAACAGACGUCAAGUUCCAGAACGCCGCGAACUUCCUGCUGCACUGCAAAGGGAAGGUGGUGGGUCCGGAUGAGUUGUUCCCCCCAACCGUGGGCUCAGCGUGCGGGCCGGGUACUCGGACAUCCGAGGCCGGGUUGACCAAAUUCAGCCACACGGCCGCAGUGGUGAGCACCCAGCAAGGCAAGUGCAACAUCACCUUCCACAACCAGAGGGAUCUGGAGCUCCACAGUGUGCUCAGCAGAGAAGAGCACAAAACACCAGCUUUUCCGCUCUCGCGCUACCUGUUCUGCACGUACACCGACACCAAGGUGACAGUGAGCAUCACCCUGCCCGACGCCGGGGUGUAUCGGCUGGGUCUCUACGCCAGGAUCGCCCCCGGUGGAGAUUUCAGUCCCAUGUGUGACUUUGUUCUGAGGAACAGCUGCGAUCAGCCGGGGCCUCCGUUCCCCUGCGUCUAUUCAGCCUGGAGGAAAGGCUGCGUGCUCUUUGAGCCUCGCGUGGGCCAACUGGAGGCCCUCUCCUGGGUGCGCUUCAGAGUGCGGGUGCCCGGGGCCCAGAGGGUGAGCGUGGUGGGAGAGACGCGAACUGAUCUGAAACUGAACAAGAGCAGGGUGUGGGAAGGCGAGGUGCACACCGGAACCGGCGUGGAGCAGCUGAAACUGGCCGCCUCCUUGGAGCAAUCCAGCGACAUGACCGUCCUCAUGACCUUCGACGUCAAGCAGCCGGAGAGAGAAGAGUGAAAAUCGAGAGGCCGUCGAAACGAAGACGCCGAUACGGACUAAUGCAAAUCGGACUGGUGUUGAAAAACAUUUGCAAACAAUUCAAACUGUGAUCCGUCAUCCUUCCUUUAACUCCAUCACCUCAAUACACUUUAACGCCGGCACAAUAAAGUGGAUGAAAAGUGAUUUUAAAACCCUGUCAAUGUGUAAACUUUUUAGCUACUGUACAUAGCGAUAAAAAACGAGAGCAGACUCACUCAUGGCAUUACUUUGAAAGCUGUCGUUUAAUCCAGGUAGUGGUCGGUGCUUAAGCUCCUGUGCUCAGCUAUAACUCACAGAUCGAGAGUGCAUUAUAAUUUUUAAGAGAAGCAAAUCUGGAUUUUUGAAAAUUAUGUUUGUGUGCAAUAAACUAAAUAUGUUAAGUC